This is a messenger RNA of Acipenser ruthenus (sterlet), 7443 nucleotides long. RefSeq names its product cytoplasmic polyadenylation element-binding protein 3-like. The record is from RefSeq and is a predicted model, not a curated record. The transcript is spliced from 11 exons. Lineage: Eukaryota; Metazoa; Chordata; Actinopteri; Acipenseriformes; Acipenseridae. Gene Ontology annotation, molecular function: ribosome binding; mRNA 3'-UTR binding; translation factor activity, RNA binding. Gene Ontology annotation, cellular component: nucleus; synapse; cytoplasm. Gene Ontology annotation, biological process: negative regulation of cytoplasmic translation. The coding region runs from base 283 to 2292 and encodes 669 amino acids.
UAAAUGCCCUGCUUGUGAAAUGGGGGUGGCGUGUCUGUUUAACCUUGCUGAAGGACGCAGCUGUAUUUAUUGACGUAUGUAAAUUAAUUUAGGGGUGGUCCUAGGAAAAAACAGGAACAAGAAUCAGUUUCACAUUGCAGAGUGAGCGGCUGGAGUUCCGGUGAAAAAGGAAAAAGAGACGUGGCGAAAUCGGUGAAUAUCUCUGUCCUCCAAGCAUAUCUCCCAUCACAACUGAGGCGUCUGAAAGGGUGAAGCUGCUAAAUCGUUACCGCUCAGCAAACCAUGCAGGAUGAUUUACUGAUGGAUAAAAGCAAAGCCCAGCCCCAGCCUCAGCAGCAGCAGCAGCAGCAAGAACCAACAAACGUAGAGCCCACGUCCACCCCGACCUCCUCAUCGGAGCCCCCCAAAUGCGAGGAGAACCACGCGAUUCUAAUUAACCAAACACCUCCCGCACACAACUACAAAGAGAAAGUGCCGAUGGAGUCGCCUAUCCUGCCCGGUUUGAGCUUUCAUCAGACCCAGGAGCCGGGUUCCACAUCCUUGUCUCCUUCCUUCGGCAGCACUUGGUCCACCGGGACCAACAACACCGUGGACGAUAGCUUUUUCCAAGGGAUCCCACCGGUUAAUGGGACAAUGCUUUUCCAGAAUUUCCCUCACCAAGUUAAUCCCGUAUUUGGGGGCACAUUCUCACCCCAGAUUGGCAUGGCACAAACACAGCAUCAACAGCAGCAGCAGCAACCGCAGCAGCAGCAACAACAAGCCCAGCAGCAGCAGAGAAGGUCGCCCGUAAGCCCAAACCAAGUCCCGUUCCCCCCAAGAAAUGCAUAUAGCCACCAAACCAUCAUCAAUAGCAAGGUUCCCUCCUCUUCCCCUUCAUCGUCUUCUUGGAAUAACCACCAAAACGCCGCUUGGAGCUCAGCCUCCAACCCCUGGAGCGGGCUCCAGGCUAGCAGGGAUCCCCGGAGGGCAGUGGGAGUCGGGGUUGGAGUCGGAGUGCCUUCUCCCCUCAACCCCAUCUCCCCAUUAAAAAAGCCGUAUUCGGGCAAUGUUAUCGCCCCUCCGAAAUUCCCUAGGGCUGCCCCACUUAUCCCCAAAUCCUGGAUAGAAGACAACGCCUUCAGGGCAGACAACAGCAACAGCAUGCUGCCUUUUCAGGACCGGAAUCGGCCCUAUGAUGGUUUUAACUUGCACUCUUUGGAGAAUUCCUUAAUGGAUAUUAUAAGGACUGAUCACGACAAAGGUAAACACUACCCUCCCAGUGGCGCACCAAUGACUAUCGCUGAUAUAAUGUGGAGGAAUCAUUUUGCAGGUCGCAUGGGUCUAAAUUUCCAUCAUCCAGGAACUGAUAACAUCAUGGCACUAAAUACCAGGAGCUAUGGACGAAGAAGAGGUCGGUCAUCACUCUUUCCCUUCGAAGAUGGUUUCCUUGACGAUGGUCAUGGUGACCAGUCUUUAACAUCAGGCCUGGGCUCUCCGACUCGCUGUCAGAAUGGCGAGAGGGUGGAACGUUAUUCAAGGAAAGUCUUUGUUGGAGGGCUGCCUCCUGACAUUGAUGAAGAUGAAAUCACUACUAGCUUUCGUCGCUAUGGACAUCUCGUGGUGGACUGGCCCCACAAAGCAGAAAGCAAGUCUUACUUUCCACCCAAAGGCUAUGCCUUUCUGCUUUUCCAGGAGGAAAGUUCAGUCCAAGCUCUGAUUGACGCCUGUAUUGAGGAAGAUGGAAAGCUCUACCUGUGUGUCUCCAGUCCCACCAUCAAGGACAAACCAGUGCAAAUCCGACCUUGGAACCUGAGUGACAGUGACUUUGUAAUGGAUGGAUCUCAGCCCCUGGAUCCCCGGAAGACCAUCUUUGUAGGUGGAGUUCCCCGACCUCUCAGAGCUGUUGAACUAGCGAUGAUCAUGGACCGGUUGUACGGAGGGGUCUGUUACGCCGGCAUUGACACCGAUCCUGAGCUGAAGUACCCUAAGGGAGCCGGAAGAGUGGCUUUCUCCAAUCAACAAAGCUACAUUGCUGCUAUCAGUGCUCGCUUUGUCCAGCUCCAGCACAAUGACAUUGACAAACGGGUUGAAGUAAAGCCAUACGUCCUGGAUGACCAGAUGUGUGAUGAAUGCCAGGGUGCUCGCUGUGGUGGGAAGUUUGCCCCCUUCUUUUGUGCCAACGUGACGUGUCUGCAGUAUUACUGCGAGUACUGCUGGGCAAGCAUCCACUCGCGCGCCGGCCGGGAGUUCCACAAGCCCCUGGUCAAGGAGGGGGGUGACCGGCCUCGCCACGUCUCCUUCCGAUGGAGCUGAAGCUGCAGCAACCAUACCUGGCCCCCCACCAAGAGCAAGAGAGUGAGGGAGAGCGAGAGAGCGCCUGCUGCGUCAGGGCUAGGAGCAUUCUGGAAUUCGGUGCAUACUUCCUCAGAUUCAAGAGAAGAAAAAAAAAAAGGGUCUUUUUUUAGUUUACUAUUUUGAACUCACUGUCCAGUAUAUUAUAUAAAAACCUUCAAAGUUUAAUUGUACAGAAUUUGCACUUUGGCACACGUAAACACACAAGAAAGAUAUCUGCUCGGUACAUGAAUAUUCCUUUUUCUAAGUCACUUGUUAUAUGGUUUUGGUAAUCCGCUACUCCCAACAGCCACUGCCAGGCUAAUGCUGAAGUGAUACUAUAUAUAUAUAUAUAUAUAUAUAUAUAUAUAUAUAUAUAUAUAUAUAUAUAUAUAUAUAUAUAUAUAUGUUAUGUGACUGGAACAUGCACUUAUUUUCAGAAAAAGUUAGAACUCUGCCCCUAGGAACUUUACCAAAGGUAAAUAAAUAAAUAAAUAAACACACUAGGAGGUGGCAUAUGAUGUAGCAUAACUUAAUCAAUAUUCAGUUUGGGACAUUUUAAUGGGAAAAAGGAAAGUAACCCUUAUUCGAUUUAAUAAGCCUUUAUUUGCUCUCCAUUUUGACUUGCAAAAAUAAUACCUCAUGAGCUUAAUCUGAUUUAUUUAUUUAAGUUUUGCUUCUUUUAAUUAAAUUUUUUUUUUUUUUUUUUUUUUUUUUUUUUUUUUAAAUAGUAAAUGUAUGCUGCAAUAGCUUUUUUGCUGCUAUAUAAGCGGUAUUACUAAUACCAUAGUACUUUAUUCAGGCAAGGGUGUAAAAUUUUGAAAAAAAAAACACAAAAACAUAACCAAUAUACAGUAAAUAAAUGAAUGAAUUAAGAUAAAAUAAUAAUUCAGCGCAAUUGCUACUGUACAGAGAGCAGAAUAGCAUGGAGAAAUGCUCCAUGGAAGGUCAGUAGAUUUUUUGAAUGCAUGUUUAUUUAAAUCAGGUUGCUGCAUGCAAUACAAUUUGUAUGUCAUGUCUAUUAUACAAUCUUUUGCCCACAGUGCACAAAGAAAUUAUAUGAAUAUACAUGGGCUACAAAAUAAUGAAAAAUAUAAGGAAUUGACCAACGACUAGAGGAAGGCAUGCCUCCGCUAAAGGCUCCUGGAUUUAGUCAUUGUCCAUUUAAGCAUUAAACAAGUAACACAGAAAUAGAUGUAGACUAUCCUUAAAAACAAUUGUCUAUGGUAGGUGAAGUACUUUUGCAGUGAUCUUUUAAUAUAUAAUAAUUGUGCAAUUUUUUUAUAUAUAUAGUAGGGUGAUUAUGCCUCGUACUGUGAUCUGCUUUAACUGUUGUUUAUGUCUGACAUAGAACAUAUGUGAUGCUUCAUAACCAGUGUAUUGACACACACACACACACACACAUUCACAAGAAGUGAGCUCAAGUUUAACUGGUUCUGCUGCCUGCACCAUCUAAUAGCUUUGGAUCUUGUUUGGAAAACCAAAGAGCUCAUGUGAUUUAUCUAUAUAGCUAUCUUUCUAUUUAUCUAUAUAUACAGUAUAUGUAUACAUACACACACACACAACCAAUGUAAUAAUAAUACUAAUAGAUCUGUCAGACUGACAAAGUAGGCACAUUAUUUUGGGGAAGAAUUAAAAAUAAAAAUAAACAAGAAUUGUCUACACAAAAGUCAAAAUGGAGAUGUUUAACUCCCAUAUUAUAUCCCUGGAUGUAUCCUGUGAAGCUUGAACUAAUAAUUAUGACCUGCUAUAAGAUGGGGAUUUUCUAGCAUGAACUGUGCGUGGGGAUGAGGGCUGCUGUUUAAUAAUACAAAGCCAAGCGUAGGCUUCCGUGUCCCAUUGAGGGGGGAGAGGGGGGUGUGAGGGUGGUUGCCUGGCUGUGGGGGUGGGUUGGGUACACUAUUUGUUUUUAGCAGCUCUGGGGACAAUCUGACUGGAUAUAACACUGCAUUCGUAGAUUUACAUGUGUAUUGUGAUGUCCAGUUUAGUCUUUUUCUUUCAUUGUUUAGUUGCAAAGUAUUGGCUUUAGAAUUGAUUUUUGUUUGUUUCUGAAAAGAAGAGGAAGAAAAAAAAGUGGAUUAUUAUUAUUAUUAUUAUUAUUAUUAUUAUUAUUAAUAAUAAUAAUAUCCUGGCGAAGGUAAUAUUUCUGGGCUUUUUUGUGAUAUUUCUUUCCCUGCCCAGAUGGGUUUUCUAUGUUUUUUUUCAUUAUCUGUAAAAGACAUUUGUUAUGCACUACUUUUUGUACCUGGACAGUUUUCAACAGUCAGUUGAUUUUUUUUUUUUUUUUUUUUUUUUUUUAAGAAAAAAAGGUAAAGCUUGCUUUCUGACUGACAUGAUCUUUUGCAAUACCUCAAUUUUGAAAUAUAGGAGAGAAAUUGAUAUUUUCUAAGUAAGUUUAUUCAGAAAAAAAAUAUAUAUAUAUAUUAAUUUAAUUCAGUGAGAAAUGAUUUAACAGAUGGUCAAUUUUAUUUUUUUCAUGCUUAUUUGCUUUAUUUUCUUUUUUUUAAACUGAAGGAGCUAGAGCUUAAUAACUUUAAUAUAAUGAUAUGUAGUUAGCUAAAGUACAGAAUCUACCUAUUACAGGAAUGUGAUCGUCAAGAAUUCCACCACACACCUCUAGCAGAAAUCAAGGUAGAAUUCGGAGGAUAAUAUUGUUAAUCCUUCGAAAAAAAAAAAAUAUAUAUAUAUAUAUAUAGUUUAGUUUGAAAAAAAAAAAUCUCCGUUUGGUGCUGAAAGGACGUUAUAAUUGAAGAUGUUUCCCUUAUUUUGUAUAUUUAUAAUUAAUCAUUUAUUACACAGACCAGAAUUGUGAAAGAAAUCUUCUUUUCAUGGUUUUUUUUUUUUUUUUUUUUUUAAAGAUAACUUUAUGUUUCUUAAAAAAUGUACUCCUUUUGUUUUGUAAAGUAACAUGCCCUGGUUUUGUUUACUUGAUGUUACUAAAAAAAAAUAAUAAUAAAAAUAAAUAAAUCUUGAGGGUCCUUGAGGAGAGAGAGAAUUAUUUUUUAAAAUUCAAAGUAUUUAAACUGUAACUUGAUUCAGAGCCCCUUGGUGCAUCGGGCCCAGUGGUGGCCUUCUCUUUGCGUGACACUUGAAUUAGUCAGAUUUGCUGAAGGCGAACAGAACCUUGAUUAUUUGUUGUAAUGUGCAAUACUGUUUGUACUGUUUGUAAAAAAAAAAGAAAAAAGAAAAAAAGCAUAAAUCUUUAUUGCAAAUUUAUUUUCAUUGCAAACAUUGUGAUUCACUAAGAUCAUUUUCUACUGUAUCUGUACCUAUUCUUCAUGCUAAUAUUUUUUCAGUAGUAUUGUAGCCUUUGUACUGAGAUUUGUUUUGCUAAAAAGAGGAUUAAAACAUAUUUACAUUUUUUUCCACAUUUUCUUUACAGACUUUUCUUUCUCAAGCAUUAAUAUAGUUGUUUCUGGGGGACUUUCAUAUCUGGUCAUUAUUAUUAUUAUUAUUAUUAUUAUUAUUAUUAUUAUUAUUAUUAUGUAUUUUUACUUGGAAUAAAUUAAUUUUAUGAUGCUAAUUCUUUUAAAAGUUUAUUUUUUUCAGUUGUGCAUUUUAUUUUUUUGAAGCUAAAAAAACUCUUUGUAAUAUUGUUACUAAAGUGUCUCUAGUUUUUUUUAUUAUUAUUAAUGCAAAGCUUUAUGUAUUAACUUGCUGAUGUGGUUUACACUAGUGUGGCAAUGAUUAAAAAAAAUGCCUGAUUAUGUAAAGUGAUUGGAGAUGUAAUUAAUGAAUAGGCAAUAAAGAAAAAAAUAACAGAAUGGAGCAGACAAAAAUUAUGUUGUUAUAUUGUGUGGGGGGGCAGGGGGGGUGUAUUUUUUAUUUAAUUUUAUAUAAAACCAGGUACAUUGAGCCAGCUUUAGGGAUGUCACAAUAUGGUUGCAUGAUCUGUCUUUUAAAUUACUGUUUUGUACCCUAUUGUAUUGUAAACCACUCACUCCUUCAAGCCCCAUCUUGCAAAUCUCAUACAAAGCCUUAUCCUUAUUACUGUGAGCUUUAGGUUUUAUAUAGGGGAAUGAUUUAAUAAAAUUCUGCCAUGGCACAACAUUUAAUACUUACUGGAACUCCUCACCUUGUCUCUGUGUUUUAAAAUUCUUAAAUUUCACACUAGGGGAUGGAUUGGAUAAGGGUCAUCUGUCUCAGUUUAAUUACUAUGAUAUAUUCCUUUUUUUAAAAGCAAAAAAAUCACUAAGAAACAGGAAAUCGCAUCCCUCAUACUACACAUCCUAACCAGCUGUAAGGAAAAGUGCUUUUAGUGUCAUCAUUGCCUUAUUCCUGUUCUCAUAUCCAAAUAUUUACUUGGGAACAAGUGGGUAUAGUGUGUUUGUGUUAGGCAUAUGAAAACAGAAUACAGAAUGCAUUAAGUGGUUGUCAUAUAUAUAUAUAUAUAUAUAUAUAUAUAUAUAUAUAUAUAUAUAUAUAUAUAUAUAUAUAAUCUUUUUGUUUUUAGCAAUAUCUUAUUACUGUAACAUCCCUAUUCAGAAUGUCAAAAUUACAGUCACUGAUUUGUGAAAAUGUGUUUUUAUGUUACUGCUGGCUUGUUUGUAGCUUUUGCCUUUUUGUACUAGUUUGUAUGGAUGUCUUAAUCUUUAUCUAAUAUUUAUUUUCUUAAUUAAUAACCAAACAGUUUCUCUCCAGCUUCGCUGCUAUAGUGUUGGUGUAAGACCACAACUUUACACAACUCACAACGCAUCUGCUUUAUACCCUAACAAACUAUCCAAGUACCUGUUGGGGACACUCCUAAACGUACGUUUGUGGUGUGGUAACAGUGGAGUACUAUAAAGCACAUUCAUUCAUGGACAUUGUUCUGUUGCGGUAUACAGUAUUACAUGUGUUUGUGAUUUUUCUGUCGUAAAUGAAUGACAAUAGAUGUUCACGGGUUGUAUCUCAAACUAACCACUAAUUUUAGAUGUAUCUUUUUAAUUACAUGUUGUUUUUUUGCUAGUUUUCCUGACAAGGCUUUGAACCUUUUUGGCUUGGACCUGUGCUUAUAUUGAACUGCAGUACUGUGACUAAACAUGGAGCUCAAUGCUGCUAUUGCUUACAACUGCUUUAAAGUUUGUAGUUUGGACUUUAUUUUUUUUCUGUACUAACAAGCAACUCCUUAUUAAACAUAGUUGUAUGAUGCUC